CGUCUGAAACCACGGCGCACAGUGUUCGAGACCAAUUUGGUCGCUUUUCGGUCAAAGUUGUAAUAAACCGUUUGAAGCCCGCGAAGCUAAUUAUCCUCCUCGAGAGAUCCAGAACCAUGAAGCACGCGACUAGGAGCGGCCAGGGGGCGAUAGCCUUGCUGCUGGUGGUGCUGGGAACUCUGCUGCAGGGUACAGCAGCCGAGCCAAACCCAGACCUCGGUAUCAAUUUAAGGAUCCCAGCAACGUCGACUAUAGCGACGGCAGCUAAGGACAUGAAGACAACCUUUGAUGAUCUCGAUGCGUACAACACCCCGCUUGUGAACGACUAUCCGGCGAUGGUCAAAAUAAAAACGGGCAUCACCAAUAUUACCAUCGGUAUCGCCGCCGGCGGUAUGGCACUGGCCGAUCAAGUACUUUAUCUUACCCAGAACAACUCAAACAACGUAAACGCUGCGUUCGCACCGGUUUUCGCGAGCAUCGUAUCAUUUCGUAAUCUGUUGCAAACUGGACUUACCGUACCGAUGGCCGCAAUCUCUUCGCAGAGCAAUAUCACGCGGGACAAGCUGAACAUCAACUUCAGGGAUUUAGUUACACGGCUCAAUACGCUGAAUUCUACGAUGGAAGCUCUGAGAGCGGGGCUAGCAGCUGCCCGCACUGCAUCUGUAACCUCGCCGCCCCUAAACACAAACCUUCUUAACAAAUUCGUCUUUCCCUAUCAUUACACCGAUGUGAAGGAUGCGUUGUUGGCGAUUAAAGCGACCAUUGGGUCCACAACGAACAUUGCCAGGGAGCUGAUAGAUAACAUCAAGGAUGCCGACGAUUUCAUCACUACCGCCAGUGAUGCAGCGCUGAGCGAAAUGGACACUGUGACUCUUACUGAUCAGUCGUUUGAAGGAGAAUUGAUCAAUAUCGGGGCCAGCAUCAAUGUGGCGGUAACGGACAUGGUGGAUCAGUUGUACAUCCCGCAAACCGAAAUUCUAACCACGAGCAAGAGCAUGCUGGAGAGCAUCAGCACCUACAACUCGAGCUUCAAACCUACGCUCAUAACGCUUAACACGACACUGAACAACGCGUAUAAUUUCGAAGGACUGUUUACGAACUACACCGUCACGUUGAAUAGAUCAAUUGCGUCCACCGCCUCGAUUGAUAACCUAUUCAAACAAGAAUUUUGCCCCGUGAUCUUGGCCCAGAUCCGUUCGCUGCUCGCUUCCGGUCCUUAUGCUACCUUUUGCUAUAAAAAGUAUUCCGACCUUUUGACAAACCAGUUCUCGAUUACCUCGUACGACCAAGUCGAGUGUAAGGACAUUGAGCAAACGCGCCUGUACACGCUACAGCAGAUGACGGAUCUGAUCGUACGGAUGAUUAUCUACGAUGUGGAAAAUCUAACGGAAGCGGUCAGUGUCUGCCUAAAGCUGUCGGACGGUUCUCAUUGCGUCACUGCGAUGGGCACACACUACCAAACGCUCACUUCGACGGUCCAGGGCAAGUUGGCCUACCUCCAGGAAUACACCAUGCAGGAAACCGGAUUCACUCUGCAGCGCCUUAGCUUGUGCGUUACAGCAGCCAAGUUCGCGCAGGUCAUUGCGGUCGAGGGCUUGAGGGUAGACAUGGCGAGCUGUGACAUUAGCGGAGCCAACGCUGUGUAGUAAACGAGUUGCGUUCUUCGAUAAAUAAAAGAGGUUUCCGCCUCCUAUGA
Molecule: messenger RNA, 1696 nt
Organism: Anopheles darlingi
Lineage: Eukaryota; Metazoa; Arthropoda; Insecta; Diptera; Culicidae
Exons: 3
Coding region: 117-1646 (509 amino acids)
Source: RefSeq, a predicted model, not a curated record